UAAUUACGUAAUUGUGGAAUUAUGUGUAGCUACGUGUACACUACCGUUAUCCUCACCCUCUGAUUCUCUCACUCACCAUUCUCCACAGCUUCACUCCAUCUCCAACCUCAUUCACGAGAGGGAAGAACUUUCAUUUCUUCCUUUCUUUUUUGUUUCUCUCUCUCAACAAUGCCGACUUCAAUUCCUUCUUGAAUUUUGAUCUCAUUCAAUUCUUUCCCUUUUCUUUUCCAUGUUCAAUAACAUCAUUUAUAUACAUUACAACAAUUCUUGCUUUCAUUUCUCUCAUUUCUUCUGAAUUACCCUGCAUUUAUCUGUUUUGUAAACCCCCAAAAUGUGGGUAAUUCCUCAUGUUCUUGAUGAGCACUUCAAUGCUAUUACCCCACCACUUUAUCUUUCAUGACUGCGCCAAGGUAUCUUCUCUUUCUAAUUUUCCUUCCUGCAAUUCAUUUCUUAAAUUUUCUGCUUUGGGUCGUAAGAGAAAAGGGUUUUAUCGGCAUGUUCUUAAUGCUAAGAACAAUGGGUAUUCGAGGAAAAGGAGUUGGUGGCAGAGGUUUUUCUUUGAUGAUGAUGGAAAUUGGCUGGGUUUGAAGGAUGAUGGAAUGUUGGAGGAUGAGUUGGAGAGUAUUGCGAGUGAUGAAGAUUUGUCUGAUGAUGAAAAAUUUGAGGCGUGGAAGAAGAGAGCUGAAGCUAUUAUAGAGUUGAAGGAAGCACAGGAAGAUGUGAGGAAUGAACAAGGGCAGAGGUGGACUGAUUGGCUUUAUGAGGACACAAAUCAUGCUCGAACUUCGUGGAGUCAAGAUUGGGAUAAUGGUCUUGGGGAAUUGAAUGAAGAAUCGUCUGAUGUUAGUGAUUUAGUUCCUGAGAAGGGAUUUGUUGAGUCUGUUAGAGAUUUGGUUCUUGGGAAGGAAGAGGAUGACAUGCUCUAUGAAGACCGUGUAUUCCAGUAUGCUUCCUUAAAUUCGGCAAAAUUUCUCACAGUUUUAAUAAUUAUACCUUGGGCAUUGGAUUUCGUGGUUCAUGAUUAUGUUCUCAUGCCCUUUCUUGAUAGGUAUGUCAAGAAAGUGCCACUGGCAGCUGAGAUGCUCGAUGUGAGAAGAAACCAGAAGCUUGAGAUGGUUGAGGAACUGAAAAUUGAGAAAGAAAGAUUCAAACUUGAGAUGGAAAUUGGAAAGUCUCCUCCUCUUUCCGAUGAAGAGUUAUGGUGGGAAUUACGGCACAGAGCGUUAACAUUGAGAGAUGAGUGGAGGUUAGAGAACCGUAAAGCAUUUGCCAACAUAUGGUCAGACAUGGUAUUUGGGAUCUCAUUAUUCAUUCUUUUGUACUUCAACCAAAGUAAAGUAGCUUUGCUGAAAUUUACAGGUUAUAAAAUAAUAAGUAAUAUAUCAGAUACUGGGAAGGCAUUUUUAAUUAUAUUAAUUACAGAUAUUUUUUUAGGUUAUCAUUCUGAAUCCGGUUGGCAGACUCUGUUAGAAAUAAUUGUUGAACACUAUGGCCUUGAGGUUGAUCAAUCUGUGAUAACCAUCUUUAUAUGCCUGGUUCCGGUUGUCGUGGAUGCAUGCGUGAAACUUUGGCUGUUUAAAUUUCUGCCAAGAUUAUCACCAAGGGUGGCGAAUUUAUUCCAGGAAAUGAAGCGCCAUUGAUUUUGGAAAUUUGGGCUGAGUCAUUUGAGUAAGCUUCCGCUGCAAGUUCUUCAUAUGUUGUCUGCAACAUAUUGAAGAUUAUUCUUGUUUAGGAGGAGACCGAACAAUUGUUGUCGAGAAGAGAUUCUUGGUCUUAGAAAGGAGUCUAAGACACAGCAACGAGAAAGGAUUCUCUAUCUUAGGAGAGAACCUUAGAUCCGUUAAUGAAGGGAGUUUGCUAAUCUGAAGGAAAAGAUAUUACUAUGAGAGGACACUCGCUAUCGGAAGUCGAAGUGAAGACACUUGUACUACCAUUUUUAGGGAAAACAUAAGCACGUGGAGAGGGAGGGAAACUCACAUUUAGAGAGAGUCUAAGUAUACUUGAAAGGGAGUCUCACAUUUAGGAUAGCCUAGGUGAUCACUAAGUUAAGCUUUACAUGAGUCACUGUAGUAGAAGUAUUGCAUAUAAGUACUAUGUCGUAAAAUGCUUACCUUUCAAUAUUAGUGGAUUAUCUUUCUCGAACACAAUGUCCCCAAGAUGUAGGUGGUAUAUCGUCAAACUGGGUUACCAACUUUUGUUCCACUUGUACUUUUCCUUGGUGUUUUACUUCUUUAGGCUUGAAUUAAAAUAACUAAGAACCUUAAGAUGUGUGAAAA
Cucumis melo (muskmelon) is the source of this 2276-nucleotide messenger RNA. RefSeq names its product chloroplast envelope membrane protein. The record is from RefSeq and is a predicted model, not a curated record. Lineage: Eukaryota; Viridiplantae; Streptophyta; Magnoliopsida; Cucurbitales; Cucurbitaceae. The coding region runs from base 348 to 1640 and encodes 430 amino acids. The transcript is spliced from 8 exons. Gene Ontology annotation, cellular component: membrane.